Molecule: messenger RNA, 1396 nt
Organism: Parathielavia appendiculata
Lineage: Eukaryota; Fungi; Ascomycota; Sordariomycetes; Sordariales; Chaetomiaceae
Exons: 5
Coding region: 292-966 (224 amino acids)
Biological process (GO): nucleosome assembly
Cellular component (GO): nucleosome
Molecular function (GO): DNA binding; structural constituent of chromatin
Source: RefSeq, a predicted model, not a curated record
GUCUUAUUACCUUAGAGCACGGACCAGGCCGCUGGUCAAAAAAGGUGUGUUGAAGCCAGACCGGGAGUCGCAAAUCAGCAAUCACUCGCGGAGGCCCCGCUUUCGCUAUAAGACACAGGCACGCCCCGAGCUGGCGCGACCCGUCACCCACACCCUCCAGUUCCCCCUUUCUCCCACAUCCUAAUUGCCAUCUCAAGCGAUAUCUCCAGCGAAGUCUACGGAGUAGUCACUUCAGACUUAUAUCGAGACUCAUUCACCGUUUCAAUUGAUAUACAUACACCAUCAAUCACCAUGCCUGCGAAGAAGUCUGAGACCAAGAGCGAGGGUGCCACCGCCGCGAAGCCCAAGGCCGCCGGCACCAAGCACACCUAUCAGGACAUGAUCACUGAUGCCAUCAUUGCGCUCAAAGACCGCAACGGUUCUAGCCGCCAAAAGCUGAAGCAAUAUGUCAAGGCCAACAACAAUAUCGAGGCGAGCGAGAAUAUGUUUGACGCGCUCUUCAACAAGGCUCUGAAGGUUGGCGUUGAGAAGGGUGUCUUCGAGCAGCCCAAGGGCCCAUCUGGUGGCACCAAGCUUGCCAAGAAGGCCGCAAAGCCUGCUGCACCCAAGAAGGCCGCCGCUCCCAAGAAGGAGCCGGCCGCUAAGAAGGAGACCAAGGAUACCAAGGAGAAGAAGCCUGCCGCCAAGAAGGCUGCGCCCAAGAAGGAGGCCGCUGCCAAGAAGGAGCCCAAGGAGAAGAAGGCUGCUGCUCCCAAGAAGGAAAAGAAGGCGGCGGCUCCCAAGAAGGCGUCCGCGGCCCCCGCUGUCGUCGAGAAGCCCACCGUUCUCAGCAAGACCAAGUCCGGCCGCGUCACAAAGACGGCCGCCAAGCCCGCCGCGACAAAGAAGGCGGCAGCGCCCAAGAAGGCUGCGGCCAAAAAGAAGGAGACGCCCAAGAAGGCAGACAAGGCCGAGGCCACGGCAUGAGCCUUUCCGGUCCUUUUCCAUGAAUGCCUCGCUUUUUUCUUCAUGUUUUUGCGAUGCUACGGUUUGCUUUGGUCUAGUUUGGCGUUUUUGGGGUGUGGUCACUCGGGGAAUCAUUUUUGGGACGCGGGACAACUGAGCAUUUGGGGUACAAGUCGCGAUUGUUGACACGGUUUACGCACGCGCAAGGGUCACUCGGUCGGGUUGCACUUCGAAUCGACGUGAAUGCCGGGGCAGGUGGCAGGGGUUGGCUGGAAUCGCUUUCUUCUGAGCAUGGCAUGCAUACACGCACUCGCUACACAUUUGGUCUCUCUGGACCAGCGAAGCAAACACCACCUUCACCGCUCAAACAGCGCGUCGGGACUUGAGGGCUAGGUGGGCAUUGGGACGCUUGGGCAGGAGCUUGAAAGUCAGGUAACGGCCCAGGGGAGCG